Messenger RNA from Panonychus citri (citrus red mite), 1149 nucleotides. Its product is annotated as protein N-terminal glutamine amidohydrolase-like. The transcript has 2 exons. NCBI's taxonomy places the organism in Eukaryota, Metazoa, Arthropoda, Arachnida, Trombidiformes, Tetranychidae. Bases 358 to 1032 code for a protein of 224 amino acids. Gene Ontology annotation, molecular function: protein-N-terminal asparagine amidohydrolase activity; protein-N-terminal glutamine amidohydrolase activity. Gene Ontology annotation, cellular component: nucleus; cytosol. The record is from RefSeq and is a predicted model, not a curated record.
UGGCUAAUCAUCCAAUGUGUUAUCAUCACAUUAUCGUUUGGUUGUUUCUUUACUUCAUAUUGACAAGUAUUAACAAGCUACUGUUAAUUGUUACAGCAAAUAGUUACCGUGAUUUUGUGGUUUUCUUUUAAUUGUCAAGACAAUUAAUACUCUUUGGAGAAACUGAUUUAAUUGUUCUCUCCCUUUCUUUCAUUUCUCCCUCUUUUUUUCAUUCCAUCAGCUGAUUAGGUUAAAUGAUGACACCAACAGUUGAAUGUUUCAUUUGGUUCCUCCGAUAGUUGAUUGAACGGUUUCGUAUUCCAAUAGAUUAAUUGUUACAAUUUAUUCCAUUAUCUGUGUGAUUAACCUGUUGAUUAAAUGGCUAAUCAUCUUGGACCUUUAAUGAUUUCGAAAGAAUCUGCUUUUUAUACUUCUUGUUAUUGUGAAGAAAAUGUUUGGAAACUCUGUGAAUGGGUUAGAGAUAAUGAACCGAAAUUGAUUGACUUUUGUUUCGCUGUUUUCAUUUCCAAUGGUUCAGAAAAAGUUCCGCUUUGGUUUCAACAAGCGGGCGACGAUGAUUGUCAAGGAUUCGUGAUCUGGGACUAUCACGUUAUCCUUGUUUACGACGACCAAGUGAAUGGAGGAGACGAAGGGACAAAAGAGGAAACAAAUUCCAAGUCAACUUGUUUCGUCUAUGAUUUAGAUACUCUCUUGUCUUUCCCUGUCUCUCUCGAAGAGUAUGUCAACUCGUCGAUUCAAGAAGACGAAACUCUUAGACCUGAAUUCCACCGUUGGUUCCGUGUGAUCCCCGCAGCCCAAUAUUUGACCUCCUUUGCAUCUGAUCGCAGUCGCAUGAAGAGGGAAGACGGAACUUGGAUCAAGGAACCACCUCCUUACCCCCCAAUCGCGACAAUCAAUUGUUCUGAUAAUCUCAAAACUCUCAUCUCAAUGGAUCCCGAAAAUUGUGACAUUGGAAAAGUGAUGAACUUUAAUCAAUUCAAGAAUCGCUUCCUGCACUCGAGCGAUUCCAAAGAUUCCGAGAAAAAGGGUUGAUUAGUUUCUAAUUGGGUCGACAAUUAGAACGUUGUAAAUUCAUUUCAAUCAUCCAAUUGUAUUGUUGCUCCUUCUCAUCAUCAUCUUAACCAUUUCCUAAACCACUAGACUAAUCCG